Klebsormidium nitens is the source of this 1333-nucleotide messenger RNA. The record is from the annotation of a GenBank genome assembly. Lineage: Eukaryota; Viridiplantae; Streptophyta; Klebsormidiophyceae; Klebsormidiales; Klebsormidiaceae.
GGGUCUCCUUCCCCAGGGGAGUGGAAGUGGGACUCGGACUCGGAGUCGCUGGGACUCGGCCAGUCGGAGUUGGAUAGACUUUCAGGCGUUCACAAGGUGUUCAAGCGAGGGCGCUCUGAUUCUUGGAGUUCGCACGGUCCACUGCCACCAGCUGUCGCCUGCCUUGCACGUUGCCAGCUGGUGCUGGUGUUUUCAGUUUGGCUGCCGGGUGGCUCCUUUUGUGCGUCCUUGCCCGACGUCCUGCCGUCCCGGCAUGGCCCUCACCGCGGUGCAGGCCGUCAGUUCGCCCUGGCAGGCUCCCUGUCCGCAGCGCCCCGUGCGGGCUGCUCUGCCACAGCAUUGCUGCGCCCUCCCCUGGCCAGCGCUCAAGCUGCCCCCCACACGUCCCAGCGGCCCUCCCCACCUGGCGCACGCUGGCCCUGACCAGGGGACUCUGCGCAGCCACUGGGGCAGGGCAGCGCUGCGGGAUGAGCUGCCCGGGGGGGCCCGUCCGGUGGGGAGGCUGCCCGCGGUGGCAGGCACCCGGGCGGGGUGGGCGGUGGAGCAGGUGGAAGAAGGCGACAUUGCAAACCGGAACCCGUACCUGGAGGGGGACUUUGAGAUUGGGGACGACGAGGAGUGGGAGGAGGUGCCCCUGCACCGCGUCAAGAUCCACGACAGCGCCGCGGGGCGCACCUUCGAGGUGGACGUCCCCGAGGACCGCUACAUCCUCCACUCCGCGGAGGAGCAGGGCCACACCCUGCCCUUUGCCUGCAGAAUGGGUUGCUGUACGGCGUGUGCGGUGCGGGUCAAGGCGGGCAAGCUGUACCAGCCUCUGGCCCUCGGCAUCUCCAAUGAGCUCAAAGCGCAGGGGUACGCGCUGCUGUGCGUGGCGUACCCCCUCAGCGACGUAGAAGUGGAGACACAAGACGAGGAUGAGGUGUAUUAUUUGCAAUUUGGAAAAUACUUCGCAAGGGGUCCCAUCGAACGAGAUGACAUUGCUCUUGAGAUAGCACUACAAGACGAAUGAGGAGGAGCGCCAGGCACAUGUACAGUAUGGAUGGACUGCCAAGAUUGCGAAAACUAGCCCAGCAGGACAAGAAGGCUGGUGAGUCAGUGGCGUUGAGAAGAGAGAGUGCUACUUUCCGUCACAAGAAAUCGGACACUCGAGUAGUUUUAAUACAGCACAUGACUUGGACCUAUCUUUGCUUACCUGCGCCUUGGACUCGACCUAAGCUCAUUGCAGAUUGUGUGUGGCUCGUACAGGUUCCUCUAUUCGGAUGCAUGAUAUAAGUGGCUUUUAAAUUGAGGCCGGCAGCGCAUGUGAAAUCACACACGUGAGCACUGGCAUCCG